GCUGAUUAAUACCAAAGGCACGUGCCGGUAUAUAAGAAGUGCAUUUUCUUCCUUUCAAUCCAACUGAUAAGAGGACUGCAUUGGCCUAUAUUGAUCAAGAUGGUAAAAUGCAUAGAGUAAGCAAAGGUACACUCGAACAGAUCCUACACCUUGCCCACAACAAAUCAGACAUCGAACGCAGAAUUCAUGCAGUGAUUGAUAAGUUCGCAGAGCGCGAUUUGCGAUCUCUUGCUGUAGCAUACCAGGUAAUUGAUGAAUACGUCACAUUGUCAUUUGCCAUAUUUGCUUGCUUAUAGUUCCCGAUGGAAGGAAAGAAAAUGCUAGAGGCCCAUGGCAUUUUAUUAGCCUUAUGCCCCUCUUUGACCCACCUAGGCAUGAUAGUGCCGAAACAAUAUGGAGGGCACUAUAUCUCGGAGUAAAUGUCAAAAUGAUUACAGGUGAUCAACUAGCUAUAGGAAAGAAAACAGGACGACGCUUGGGAAUGGGUACCAAUAUGUACCCUUCAUCUGCUUUACUUGAACAGGACAAGGAUGAAUCUAUUGCUGCCUUGCCUAUUGAUGAACUAAUCGAAAAAGCAGAUGAAUUUGCUGAUGUAUUUCCUGAUAUGUCUCGAUACUAUCCCGGGGACUUCAUGUGUACUCGAAUAAGUAUUAAUAUGAUUGUUGUUUUAUAUUUUUUGUCAGAACACAAGUAUGAGCUUGUGAAGCAUUUGCAAGUGAGGAAACAUAUCUGUGGAAUGACUGGUGAUGGAGUGAAUGAUGCACCUACUCUAAAGAAGGCAGACAUUGGUAUAGCUGUCGCCGAUGCCACAGAUGCUGCUCGUAGUGCAUCUGAUAUUGUUUUAGUAAUAGGAUGA
This is a messenger RNA of Arachis ipaensis, 856 nucleotides long. Lineage: Eukaryota; Viridiplantae; Streptophyta; Magnoliopsida; Fabales; Fabaceae. The record is from RefSeq and is a predicted model, not a curated record.